Menidia menidia (Atlantic silverside) is the source of this 1305-nucleotide messenger RNA. The record is from the annotation of a GenBank genome assembly. NCBI's taxonomy places the organism in Eukaryota, Metazoa, Chordata, Actinopteri, Atheriniformes, Atherinopsidae.
CUGUCCUUCCACUCACGGCCCUGUUCUCGCGCUGCCCUCAGCCACUGCAUACAGCAGAUCCUGGAGAGUGUCCAUCACUGCCACGUUAAUGGGAUUGUUCACAGAGAUCUGAAGCCUGAGAACCUUCUAUUGGCCAGUAAGCUGAAGGGGGCGGCGGUCAAGUUGGCUGACUUUGGGCUGGCUAUCGAAGUACAGGGGGACCAACAGGCAUGGUUUGGUUUUGCCGGCACUCCGGGGUACUUGUCUCCGGAAGUUCUGAGGAAAGACCCAUAUGGGAAACCAGUGGACAUGUGGGCCUGUGGGGUGAUUUUGUACAUCCUGUUGGUGGGCUACCCUCCCUUCUGGGAUGAAGAUCAACAUCGGCUCUACCAACAAAUCAAGGCUGGGGCCUACGAUUUCCCAUCCCCUGAGUGGGACACUGUCACCCCCGAGGCCAAAGAUCUGAUUAACAAGAUGCUAACAAUCAACCCCAGUAAACGCAUCACUGCCGCGGAGGCCCUCAAACAUCCCUGGAUCUGCCAACGGUCCACUGUGGCCUCCAUGAUGCACAGGCAGGAGACUGUGGAGUGCCUGAAGAAAUUCAACGCCAGGAGGAAACUCAAGGGAGCAAUAUUGACCACUUUGCUGGUCACCAGAAACUUCUCAGCAGCCAAGAGUUUGCUCAACAAGAAGGCAGACGGCGUUAAGGAACCGCAAACAACAGUGAUUCACAACCCCGUGGAUGGAAACAAGGAGUCCGUUGAGAGUGCCAACACCACCAUCGAGGAUGAGGAUGUCAAAGCCCUUGGUCUGGGCAGCUUAGUGAGCGGUAUGUUGAGCUCUAAGAGUCGUUCCUCACAGAUGUCUGACUCAAGACAGACUCCCACCUCCACAGUUCAGACCUGCACCAAUAACAAUAAAGCUCGCAAACAGGAAAUUAUUAAAGUCACUGAGCAGCUGAUCGAGUCUAUCAACAAUGGAGACUUUGAGGCCUAUGCGAAGAUUUGUGAUCCUGGACUGACUUCCUUUGAGCCCGAGGCCCUUGGAAAUCUGGUGGAAGGACAUGACUUCCAUCGCUUUUACUUUGAGAAUGCACUGUCCAAAGGGAAUAAGCCAGUCCACACCAUCCUGUUGAACCCACACGUGCACCUUAUUGGGGAAAACGCAGCGUGUAUUGCUUAUAUUCGGCUCACCCAGUACAUGGAUGGUGGCGGAAUGCCCCGCACCAUGCAGUCCGAAGAGACCCGCGUGUGGCACCGUCGUGAUGGAAAGUGGCAGAACAUUCACUUCCAUCGCUCAGGCUCCCCCAGCAUUCCAUCCCAGUAA